CCCCGUCGCCACGCUGGACAGGUCGCCCACAGCCAGCCAACCCCACCACCGCGAGCUGCCCCGCCCCGCCAAACACAACAACAGCGCCGACACAACAGCGCCCACACAGCCCACGGCGGCCACGCUCUCGUCCGCACCACCUCCACCAUGGCGCCCUCGUCGGUCCCGGCCAACCCGACGGCGCACAACGUCGCGCAGCUGCUGCCCAAGCUCAGCAAUGACGACCCCGACUUCCGCUUCAUGGCGCUCAGCGACCUGCACGACAUGCUGCUGGUCUCGCACGCCGGGUUCCUGCACCACGACGACGUGACCUGCGCCAAGACGGUCGACGGCCUGCUGGCCACGCUGGUCGACAGCAACGGCGAGGUGCAGAACCAGGCCGUCAAGUGCCUGGGGCCGUUUGCCAACCGCGUGCCCGACAAGAUCCUGUGCCCCAUGCUCGAGAAGCUGUCCAACCUGCAGACGGACAACACCGUCGACCACUCCAUCCCCGCCCUGGCCCUGCGCGAGGUCGUCGUCUCGCUGCCGCGCCCCGUCGCCGGCCUGGCCCGCACCAAGCCCGUCGCCGACGCCUACACCGCCGUCAGCAAGGUGCUCGUCCCGCGCCUCGUCGGCCACCACGUCAUCCAGCCCGCCCAGCAGGGCCUGCCCAAGGUGCCGCGCGGCAUGCUGCAGGCCGACCUCGACACGGGCGCCGACAGCAACGCCAUCGACGUGCUGACCGAGGUCGCCCGCUGCUUCGGCCCCAUGCUGCAGGACGUCGAGAUCCACGCCCUGCAGAGCAUGACCUUCGACGUGCUCGAGAACGACCGCGCCAGCUCCAUGAUGAAGAAGAAGUCGGUCACGGCCAUGGCCACGCUGGCCGCCUACUUCACCGACCCGCUGCUGAGCAGCUUCCUCUCGCGCGUCAUCGAGCACCUGCGCGACGCCCACCUCACCCGCACCAAGCGCCGCCUGUACAUCACCAUCCUCGGCUCCAUGGCCCGCUCCAUCCCCCGCAAGUUCGGGCCCUAUCUGAAGACGCUGGCGCCCUUUGUGCUGAGCGCCCUGAGCCUGCAGGAGCAGGACGAGGACAUGGACGCCUCCGACGACGACGGCGAGCGCGACCCCGAGAUCGACGAGGUCCUCGAGGCCGCCCUCAUCGCCCUCGAGGGUUUCCUCGCCUCGUGUUCGCAGGACAUGCGCAUGUACACGGACGAGACCAUCGACGCCGCUACGCGCUACCUCAAGUACGACCCCAACCUCGCCCAAGACGACGACGACGAAGACGAGGACGACGAUGCCAUGGGGAGCGACGACGAGGACGCGCUCGAGGGCGACGACUUCGAGGAAGAGGCGGGCUACGACGACGACGACGACGCGAGCUGGAAGGUGCGUCGGUGUGCGACAAAGGUCCUGUACACGCUCAUCUCCACGCGGAGCAACGGUGAUUUGCUGGCGGAUGGCACUCUCUACAGCCGCGUGGCGCCUGCCCUCAUCGCGCGCUUCAAGGAGCGGGAAGACAACGUGCGGCUGGAGGUCCUGGCCACGCUGUCCAACCUCGUCAAGAGGUCGGGCGAUGGGCCGUCGCCAGUCCGCUUCUCCGACGAGCAGAUGAUGCCACCGCCCAGCCGGAAGCGUCGUCGCGGUGGCAGCGAUGCCAGCAUGCUAGACCUGCAAGCAGCCUCGUCCCUGUCCAUGGGCUACACAUCCCCCACGCCCGCCGCGACGCCGCCAGCCGGCCCUCGCGCAAGCCUAGCUAAGCUCAGUCCUGACCUCGUCAAGGGCGUUGCCCAGCUUCUCAAGCAGUCGACGUGUCCGCCCAGUACGAAACAAGCAUCCGUUCUCCUGAUCAAGGACAUUGUCAUCACGCAGCGAGGCGGACUGGACAGCUACCUCAGCCAGCUCAUUGAGCCCGUCGUCGAGGCUGCCAAAACGAGUGGUGGAUCCACCAGCAGCGCCUCCACAACAGCCAACAGCCUGCGUAUCCACGCACUGCAGCUCAUAGGCGCCAUCGCCGACACACACCCCUCCCACUCUAUCCAGCCCUAUCUAGAGUCGAUCGUGGAUGCGCUGAUACGCGGAGCAAAGGACAAGUACAGCAAGCUAUCUAUAGAGGCCCUGGCAGCUACGGAGCAGGUCGUCAAGUCGCUCACACCCCCUCGCUCGGCUUCUUCGGGACCGCAAAACCAGCAACAUCUGGCCCAGCUCUACGAUACUCUGGUCAACCGAAUAGCAGCAAACGACGCUGAUCUCGAGGUGCGCCAGAGCGCCAUCCACGUUCUCGGCCUCUUCCUCGGCAGGAGCUCGGGAACAGAGGACCUAGUGUCCUCGGAACAUCGAACCGCUGGACUGGAGCUGCUGGCUGACCGUCUGAAAAACGAGCUUACACGCCUCGCCUCUGUCCGUGCCAUUGAGUCUAUCGCUGCGCAUACACGGGCUCAGGAUGAACUCUCGGCAGAAUGGGUCCAAUCUGUUGCUUUGCAACUCGGUGCUCAACUACGCAAGUCUAGUCGCGUGCUACGUGGUGCGAGCUUGACUGCUCUUCGCACUCUGGCCUUGAAUUCGCUGUCUAGAAGCCAAUUGGACGCCAAGACCAAGGCGCAGAUUGUCGACUUGUUACUGCCACUCCUGGACUCUGCCGAUCUACAUCUUCUAGGGCCGGCUCUCAUCAUCUUGGCUACCUUUGUCAAGGACGAUGCGCAAUCUGUGAUGACGCCCCAGCUCAACUCAGCACUGUGCCAGGUUGUACAGGGCUCCAUCAGUGGGUUGUCGCUCGAUGCACUGCUCAAGCUGGUGCGUACAAUUGGUGAACAGCACGCUGGCCAAGCGUUGAUGAAGUCUCUACUUCAGGAUGUCGGCGUUUCUGGGCACCCUGAAGUAGUUGGCAAGGUCAUCGGAAACCUCUUGGUGUAUGGCGGUAGUAGCGUGGGAGUCAAACUCGAGGCGUUUGUGCAAGAGCUUGAGACGGCUCAAGACGACAAGCGCAAGUGCCUGGCUCUCGUCGUGCUAGGGGAGUCUGCGUUACGACUGGGAUCAGAAUCAACACUCGACCCAAACAUGUUCAUCAAGCACUUUUCCGUUCGCUCCGAGCAGGUACCUCUUGCAGCUGCUGUCGCCCUUGGACGAGCAGGUGCCGGAAAUGUCAGCAAGUACCUUCCGGUUAUUCUGUCGACAAUGGGCCAACCAUCAGCUCCUCAGUACCUCCUCCUGCACUCUAUCAAGGAGAUACUUCAACAAGAUGAUUCUGAGUCCGAGAUCAUUCCAUACGCAUCGACGUUAUGGCAAAAUCUGGUCGUGGCAUCCCAGUUCGAAGACAACAAGGCGAUUGGUGCAGAGUGCAUUGGCAGGCUUACCAUCAUCGAUCCCAAGACAUACCUGCCACAACUUCAGACAUUCUUGGGCGACCGCAAAGGCAGUAUUCGAGCUAUGGUCAUCUCGGCAUUGCGAUACACUCUAGCCGAUACUGAUGAAGCAUACGACGGAUACCUCAAGCCAAUUGUCGUACCUAUGCUGGUACAAAUGCUUCACGAACCAGAUCUGGAGAACCGACGGUUAGCCCUCACGACGUUCAACUCCGCCAUGCACAACAAGCCUGAUAUCAUUCUACCGGCAUUGGACCAGCUGCUGCCACUGGCUAUGCGGGAAACUGUCAUCAAACCCGAACUUGUCCGCGAAGUUCAGAUGGGUCCAUUCAAGCACAAGGUCGAUGACGGCCUUGAGAUUCGCAAGAGCGCAUACGAGACGCUAUACGCACUCCUCGAGACAGCCUUUUCCAGGUUGUCUCCAAUUGAAGUGUCCGACUGCUUCGACCGUAUUGUUGCUGGUAUCACUGACGAACACGACAUCCGCAUUCUCUGCAACCUCAUGCUCACCAAGCUUAUGGUCAUUGCCCCUAGUCAGGUUCGCUCACGUCUAGAAGCCAUUGCUGAGAAUUUCCGCACCGUCAUGAUGACUAAGCCGAAGGAAAAUGCCGUCAAGCAGGAGAUUGAGAAGAUCCAUGAAGGUGCCAAGGGCGUGCUCCGAGUGUCUGUACUCCUGAACAAGCAAAUGGGUACUGAUGGCACUGUAGGCCAGGAUGAUCCCCAACUCAGAGUAUGGGCGCAGUACUGGGACUGGAUCAGUAAGGAACAUGCUCAAGGGUUGAAGGCUGUAGUGGAUGAGAUGAAGGAACGCGAUCGUUAGACGUAGUGAGGAGACAGUCAGCGACAUCGGACGACGUGAAUGAUUUAUGAGCGAGUAUGACGUAGCAUUUUCAGGGUAGGCGUCUGUUUUGCAUGCAAUCGGGCGAUAUAGCCGAUGGUGGUAACAAAGUUGAUAAAAAUACCUUGAUAGAGAGGUAAAACUAUAUGCAACAACGCAUUUACAGAAAAACGAAAUAACAAGAUACUUUGACACACUGAUAAGCUCGAUUGCAUCAAGUCGACGGGCGUAUCAGUUCGCUGAUGAUUUGUCGGCUCCACUGGCUCUCCAAAUGAGGCCUCAUCCAUUACACCAUCAAGUUUGCUGACGUUGUAUGUCCAUCCCGA
Molecule: messenger RNA, 4508 nt
Organism: Dothidotthia symphoricarpi CBS 119687
Lineage: Eukaryota; Fungi; Ascomycota; Dothideomycetes; Pleosporales; Dothidotthiaceae
Product: TIP120-domain-containing protein
Exons: 2
Coding region: 148-4164 (1338 amino acids)
Biological process (GO): protein ubiquitination; SCF complex assembly
Cellular component (GO): nucleus
Source: RefSeq, a predicted model, not a curated record